AUGAGCUUUGUGGACAAUUGUUCCCGGACAAGCUCGCUCAUCUCCAGCUUCAGUGGUGUAUGCCUGCCCCUGCCCAAGAGCAGAAUUAGAUGCAGCAAGGAUCAGAUCAACGUUGGGGGCAGCAGUUUCCAGUCUGCUUCAGAUGCUCUCCUGGUCUACCUGCAUCAGUAUGAUGUUGCCAUGGGGAGAGAGGUCCGGGUGAGGCGACAGGAUUCUCCAAGUGAUCUUCUUUUGUCUGGAAAUAAAAGGAGGGAAUCACAUCCGAUUUCAUCCAAAUAUCUGGAUGAUGUCCAGUCUCUGGGUGGUGCCAAUAUCACUAGAGUUGCAGAAGAUGUGGAGGAUGUCAAGUCUCUGGGUGGUGCUGAUGUCACUAGAGUUGCAGAAGAUGUGGAGGAUUUAUUAACAUCAAAGUUGCAAGCAGAAGUAACUGAGGCUGUCAGGGAAGUUAGAUUGCAACGUGGCCUAAAACUAGCAGCGCCAGAGUUUUCCAACCACACCAAAACUGAACUACAGCAUGAAGUUGAAGUUGCGCUCCUGAGGUCUGCAAAACUCCUUGAGAAGGUUACUAAAGAAGACAUUCCAUCCACAAGAUCUUAUUCCGUUGAAAGAAAAUUCCCAGGGUAUGACUCACUGGCUCUUUUAGGCAGCCAGGAAGCAGAGAAAAGACCACCAGGUCAUGUAUAUUCAUAUCAUAGCUCCCGACAUAGAAAAACUCAGAAUCUUUCAUCUGUGAAGUCAGUUCAUCCUCUUCCAGUACCUCUUCAGUCAGGAGAACUGAGGAGAUGCUCUUCAACAGAUAAUCUGCUGCCUGCAUCCCACAGACUUCCUCCUAAACAAAAGCAUUCCUUUAGCUCCAGUUCUGCUUCUAUUUCUUACCACUCAGACCCCACAGGUGUUCUCAGAAAUCUGCGCACUCGAUCCCUGUCCCCUGGACUGAGAAGUGCCACAAAUCACUCACCAUCACCUGAGCUGAUAAGUGCCACAAAUCACUCUCCAUCACCUGGGCUGAGAAAUGCCAUAAAUCACUCACCAUCACCUGGGCUGAGAAAUGCCACAAAUCACUCACCAUCACCUGAGCCCAGAAAUGCCGCAAGGCACUCACCAUCACCUGAGCUGAGAAAUGCCACAAAUUACUCACCAUCCCCUGAGCUGAGAAAUGCCACAAAUCACUCACCAUCACCUGAGCUGAGAAAUGCCACAAGUCACUCACCAUCACCUGAGCUGAUAAAUGCCACAAAUCACUCACCAUCACCUGAGCUGAGAAAUGCCACAAGUCACUCACCAUCACCUGAGCUGAGAGAUGCCACAAAUCACUUACCAUCACCUGAGCUGAGAGAUGCCACAAAUCACUUACCUAGCUCAGGAUUAUGGCAACAGUCAACAGCAUGGCAGGAUCAGUCUGUGAGGAAGUCCAUUCCAAGCUGGGUUCAAGAAUUAAGUCCCUCAGAAGUUACUGACUCAUUUUGGGAAUCAGACUCUGUCCAGAAAAGCAGUAAAGAAACAAAAACAUACAGUGACCCAGCCAAUCCUGACAAUGUGUCAGUUAGAACCAAAACAGGCACAACUAAUUCUCAUUCUAUCAAAGAUGAUGACUUGAGUAGUAACAGUGGUUUAAUAGCUGGUUGUAACUUGUCAGAUCUUGGUCUUAGUGCCAUACACUCUUCUAGCAAUAAUAAACUUUCAACUUUCUUCAAUGGUACUGGCAAGGAAGACUAUUCCAUAGAGAAACAUAGGAUCAGGCAUUCUUCGCCAAUUAGAGAGAGUCUUGCUUCAGCAUUUACCAGCCCUGUGAUGCCAGUGCUGGGUAGCAGGACUUUUGAUAGUGAGUACAAUGGAGAAGCAGUCUUGCAUAGAGACAUCCUGCCACAGACUGCAAGGUUGAAGAGAUCUAUAGAAAAUUUUGUGGCCUCAGCAGAAACUCUCAGGCAGAAAACACUGAGGUCAGACUCAUCUGUUGCUAGCAGUGAGGCGCAGUGCUCUAGUUUGGACACACUGUCCCUGCUCACUGGGAAACCCUUGUCACGGAAAGAUGCUGCAACAGCCAGCUUGAUGCCUGAAGGUAUUCCAGCAGUUGGCCAGAGUUAUUCCACCUGGUCUCUGGUCCCUGCCAGCGAACACGAGAAGGGAAAUGCUAGUCCAGGAAGUGCUGGCCUGGACCUAACCUCAGACGGGCUUGAUGGAGACAGGCCUUGGGAAAAACUGGCUGUCACUUUCAAACCCCCGGUGCCAGUUGAAGCAGAUGAUGUAGCUCCUGGGAAUGGGACAUUCUCAGAACAGAGAACCCUGUCUGGCAGAAAACAACCUGGCAGUAUGGAGACUUUGAAAAACAUGUUAUUUAAACUUCAAGCUGAGGAGAGUAGCACACACAAGGAGAAUAAUAAGAACCACGAAGGCUUGAAUGCUAGUCAAACAAAUAACUCAAAACCAUAUUUGGACAUAAUUCCAUCUCUACAGAAUUAUGACUUUCAGAGGGAGCCAGGGGGUCAGUCUCUAGAAAAGGCACUUGUUCACCUGAAUCGUUUGAAAGAACUUGUUCAGAGCACCAGCGCUUCCGGCUUCAGUGAUGAAACUGUCAAGACUUCGACUGUUGAGCUUCCUACAAACGAUUUGACACAUAAAAGUUGCUGA
Messenger RNA from Candidula unifasciata, 2628 nucleotides. Lineage: Eukaryota; Metazoa; Mollusca; Gastropoda; Stylommatophora; Geomitridae. The record is from the annotation of a GenBank genome assembly.